This is a messenger RNA of Girardinichthys multiradiatus, 3560 nucleotides long. RefSeq names its product collagen, type VIII, alpha 1a (gene col8a1a). Gene Ontology annotation, molecular function: protein binding. Lineage: Eukaryota; Metazoa; Chordata; Actinopteri; Cyprinodontiformes; Goodeidae. The record is from RefSeq and is a predicted model, not a curated record. The transcript has 3 exons. Bases 104 to 2317 code for a protein of 737 amino acids.
UGGCACAUCUGCCAGGAGGGGUUUUCUCUGUCUGCUGUUUUCUCUGUUGGUGUGUUUGCAGUGAUUAUUCCCUCAUAAACAGGCCCCUCAAAAGGCUUAGGUCAUGCCUCCCCUUCUUGGCCCCCUCAUCACUGUUCUCCUGCUUGUAGUCUUCACAAAUUUGACUAGUGGGGCAUACUACGGACACAAGCAACACCCCCAGCCAUACCAGCCAAUGCAGCACAUUCAACACAUGAACAUGGGCAAGGGAGGUUUUCCUCAGCAACAAUACCUUGGCAAAGAAAUGCCCUACAUGCAGUAUCCACACUACGGGAAGGAGCUCCCCCAGAUCCCCAUUCUCAAGGGCAAAGAAAAUCCACGCAAAGGCGGAAACUACAAUGGCGGCAAAGGCAAAGGUCUAACAAUUCCUAGUGCCGUGGCAGGAGUUGCCCAGGGAGAACAAGGCCCAGUUGGACCACCUGGACCAGAAGGACCUCCAGGACCUCCUGGACCACCGGGAAAUGGACUACCUGGUCCUCAGGGCCACACUGGAACUCCGGGUCCACCAGGAUUACCUGGAAUAGCGAAACUAGGGUUGCCUGGACUGCCAGGGAAACCAGGUGUAAAUGGCGAGCCUGGGCAUCAAGGAAAAAUGGGACCAAGAGGUGAAGAAGGUCCCACUGGUCAACCAGGUCCUCAGGGACCCCCAGGCCCGUCUGGGCUUCCUGGAAUAGGUAAACCAGGGAUACAGGGAUUACCAGGUCAACCAGGUGCCAAAGGAGAGCCAGGUCACAAGGGUCUGCCAGGACUGCCAGGAUUACUGGGGCCAAAAGGAGACAAAGGGAUGGGCCUGCCAGGACAGCCUGGUCAUAAAGGACUUCCUGGGCCUCCUGGACCUGCUGGCCCUAGAGGCCUGCCAGGUUUUGGAAAACCAGGGUUGGAUGGUUUACCAGGUCCACAAGGACCCCCAGGGCAUAAAGGACAUCCUGGAGAAUCAGGUCCCCCUGGGCCUGCUGGAGAACAAGGACAACCUGGCCCACCUGGUCUACCUGGUCAAGGAAAGUCAGGUCAAAAUGGUCUGCCUGGACAGCCAGGAAGAACAGGUGAGAAAGGCCUUCCAGGACCACCAGGUUUGCCAGGAAAACCAGGACUUCCAGGAUUUGGUAAGCAAGGACUCUUAGGACCAAAAGGUGAUAAAGGAUUGGGUGGACCACCUGGACCUCCAGGAGCCAAAGGAGAAAAGGGUCAUGGUGGAGUGCCCGGGAUGCUUGGACCCCCUGGACCAAAUGGUCCACCAGGCCCUCCAGGACUGAUUGGACGACCUGGAAGUAUAGGUGCACCCGGUCCUAAAGGAGAUUGUGGAGAUGGAGGACCUAAAGGGCUUGAUGGAGCUAAGGGUGACCUUGGUCCUCCAGGACUACCUGGUAAGAAUGGUCUACCUGGGGAACUUGGGGAACCAGGUCCAAGAGGUCCACCUGGACCAAGUGGUCCUAAAGGUGCUGAUGGGCAUAAAGGUCUACCUGGUAUGCCUGGCCCCCCUGGAACUCCUGGUUUAAGAGGACAGGCUGGAUUAACUGGGGAAAGGGGUAUUCAAGGACCUCAAGGAAUCCCUGGAAUAGAUGGCACAGCUGGACCAAUUGGGCCUCCGGGUCCUACAGGAGCUAAAGGCGAAAAUGGUCUUCCUGGUCCACCAGGCACUGCAGACGUUGGGAGUCCAGGCCUGCCUGGUCCUGUGGGACCACAAGGAAGAGAGGGACCAUCUGGACCCCCAGGACAGCCUGGCCAACCUGGUCCACCUGGACCACCUGGUGAACCUGUUUUUUCUCCAGAAAUGGCUGGAGUACUUUCUGAAAUGGGCCCAGGACUAGAUGGUGUUAAAGCUGGAAGUUAUGAUAAAAAGAUCAAAUAUGGUGGGGCUGAAGUAAUGGGUUCCAGUGGGCUUGAAAUGCCAGCAUUUACCGCUGUAGCAUCUACUCCCUUUCCACCUGUGGGUAGUCCAGUUAUUUUUGAUAAGCUCUUGUACAAUGGCCGCCAAAACUACAAUCCCCAGACAGGAAUUUUCACCUGUGACAUCCCGGGCAUUUAUUACUUUGCCUACCACAUUCAUUGCAAGGGAGAGAAUGUGUGGGUGGCAUUGAUGAGAAACCACGAGCCUGUUAUGUAUACAUAUGAUGAAUACAAAAAUGGUUUCUUAGACCAAGCAUCAGGAAGUGCAGUACUACCUCUUCAACCCGGGGACACUGUGUACAUUCAGAUGCCAUCAGAUCAGGCCUCCGGACUUUACGCUGGACAGUAUGUUCAGUCCUCCUUCUCUGGGUAUUUGCUCUAUCCAAUGUAAAACCUCAUACUUCAGGGAGAAGAAAAGGAGGAAGCUUAUUUUGUAUAAUUGAUGCUGGUAUUAUAAAUUAUCUUAGACUAAAGCACAAGAAUUGUACUGUAUAACCUAAAAGCCAUUUCAAAUGGGAGACCUAAGACUUGUUGUUGUUUUUCAGAAAGCACCUGAAAAUAGUUAGAAUUGUAUUUUCUUUUUAAAAAACUUGUCACAAAACAAAGCAGUUUGUAAUAUGCCAAAAAGUAAUAUAGAGAGCUUAUGGAGUGUAUUUACAAGAUGGUAAGAUGAACAGCUCUCUGUUGAUUACAGUGUUACAACAGUGUCAAAUUCAGUCCCUGCACAGUGUCACAAUUGGCAGCUAACCCAUGCAGCAGGUAAUGUGAAAACACCAGCAAAGAUGACAACAUAAAUGCCUUUUGACAGGAAGAAAUUAUUUGUUUUUGCAUUUGUACCAUAUGUCUCUCGGGAUAUUAUUGUAAAAACAUAAAACGACCAUUUGUAUGAAUUUUGUUUUUUGAGUUAACACAUUUAUUGUUGUGCAAGUUGCAAAUGUCUACAUUCUGGGAAAUUAUCUGAAUGCUGAAUGACAAACAUGACAACUUUGCAAAGAAUAUUGACUACAGUUUUUAUAGGAGGCAAAACAGAAAAUAUGUUAUUUUUACUUUGAAGUGUUUGCUGAUAAUUUUGUGAAUCUGCUGCUGUGAAAAAACCCAUUAGACUCUAGACACAUUAUUGCUCUGAACUAUAAAGCCACUCAACAGACUACAUUAGACCAUUUCAACACAAUGAAAAUACUGACAUUAAAUAUCAUCACAAGCACCAUACAGGUAUGAUGUCCUUGUUUGCUAGCAUUCUUUAGUGAGGAAUGGUAUUCAUUUAGAUUUUCAUAGAUUACCACUUCACCGGUAAGAAGUAGUGGUUUUGUCCCUAAUGACUUUAGUUGGACUAGUUUAUUUUGUUACACUACAUUAAAGCAGUGAAUGUUCCUUUGUAAUUAUUUUUAUAUAACAGCUGUAAUUUAAAAUUCACCAUUUCAAAACUGUUUUGCAGGACAUGAUUUCAUAUUAGAAGCAUAUCAUUCAUAAUUUAUUUACCAUUUAAUCGAUUGUGAUGCAAAAUUGAAGUAUGAAGGGUUUAAUGAAGAGUAACCAUGAUGAAGUCGUCCCUGUAAUGAAAACUUUACUGUGUUAAUGUUUAAAGCUUGUUAUGACCGUUUGUUUUUCUAAAUAAAGGUUGUUUACUUAAAAAA